Molecule: messenger RNA, 3685 nt
Organism: Hydractinia symbiolongicarpus
Lineage: Eukaryota; Metazoa; Cnidaria; Hydrozoa; Anthoathecata; Hydractiniidae
Product: mitogen-activated protein kinase kinase kinase 9-like
Exons: 8
Coding region: 317-3151 (944 amino acids)
Biological process (GO): protein phosphorylation
Molecular function (GO): protein binding; JUN kinase kinase kinase activity; ATP binding
Source: RefSeq, a predicted model, not a curated record
CAAAUCUUCAAAUCAUACACACUAGGGUAAUACUGAACUCUGGGGAGCUAUUUACACAAAAGCAUAACUAGCUUUUAAACACAGCAUUUUUUCAAGUUUCUUUAUAAUCAAGAGUUAAUAAAUACAUCAACAUUUAUUUAAAAAUAAAAACAUGCAUUUUUACGAAUGUCGUAGCUAACAAAUCAAGCGUUUUACGAAGAGAAAUUGUUGUUAAUGAGUAUAUGGGUAUUUACUGGUUAUCAAGUUAACCAGCUGACUAAAUGGUUGAAAUUAACUAUCAUUACAUUUCCACUCGAUUGGUAAAUUGCCACUAGCAAUGAUUGGUCAAGACUCAUCUAACAUUGUUACCAGUGCAAGUCGCAGUAAUUUGACUUUAAAUCCUGAAAAUUUUGAGUAUGCUACUGUGAUUUAUUUUUACGACAGAAAAGAAGAGGAUGAGUUGACAUUAAGAGUUGGAGACAUUAUUGAGGUUAUCUCAAAAGACAAAGAAAUAAGUGGUGAUGAUGGCUGGUGGCUUGGUAAAAAGCAGGGAGAAAUAACUGUUGGUGUAUUUCCAGCAAAUUAUGUUAUAUUAGAAGAACAAAAUAAAAAUAUUAUACACAAACAUAGUUCUUUUAGGACACCUGUUGAUAAUCGUAGAAUUCCAGAAAUUGAAUUUGAAACGUUAGAUUUAAAACAACUAAUAGGCGUAGGUGGAUUUGGGCGUGUUUACAGAUCAAUAUGGGAAAAACAGGAAUGUGCAGUGAAAGUGGCACGUAUCGAUGCUAGUGACGAUCCUGAAGUAGCUGUCACAAAUGUUGAAAAGGAAGCAAGAAUGUUUGCCAUGCUUUCCCAUCCCAAUAUUGUAGCAUUACUAGCAGUUUGUCGUAAACCACCAAACUUGUGCUUAGUUAUGGAAUUUGCUGCAGGAGGUGCUUUAAACAGAGUUUUGCAAUCUAGAAAAUUACCACCUGAAGUAUUAUUAAACUGGGCUUUACAAAUAGCAAAAGGAAUGCAAUAUUUACAUAAUGAAGCAUUUUUACAAAUUAUUCAUAGAGACUUAAAAUCUAGCAAUAUUCUUAUCAGUCAGACAGUUGAAGAAACUCUUGAUCGACGAGUCCUAAAAAUAACUGAUUUUGGCUUGGCCAGAGAAAUGAACCACACAACAAAAAUGAGCACAGCGGGUACGUAUCCAUGGAUGGCUCCAGAGGUUAUUCGAAGUUCGAUGUUUUCAAAAGCAAGUGAUGUGUGGAGUUAUGGCGUUGUUUUAUGGGAGUUACUCACUGGACAAAUACCCUAUCAUGGCAUUGAAAACUUAGCAGUAGCUUAUGGUGUGGCCAUGAACAAAUUGACCCUCCCUGUACCUACAACGUGCCCGAAUGGCUUUAAACUAUUGAUGGAAGAUUGCUGGCAACCGGAUCCUCACGACAGGCCGAGAUUUCCCGAUAUCUUGGUUUCACUGGAGAAGAUCGCUCGCUCAGACUUCCCCCGUACUGCUAUCGAUUCGUUCAGGUCUCUGCAGGAUAAGUGGAAAGGCGAGAUUGAAAUUAUUUUCGUAGAACUAAAAGAACGGGAAAAGGAAAUUUCCAGUCGCGAAGAGGAGUUGGUGAAAAUUCAGAACGACCAGCGUCGCUUGGAAGAGCAUUUAAAAUCGAAAGAAAUAGAACUACAAGAACGAGAGCGAAUGUUACUCGAACGCGAAAUUGUCAUGGCUGUUCAGACGCAAACACAGAUCAUGCCCGUACCAAAUAAACGUGCAAAGAAGAAACAAAGGCUUUGGAACAUCCUUUCGUCUGGAAAAACAAGCAUCAGCGCUCCUUCAGCCUUUCGACACAAAUUUACUGUCACCACAACACCAACGGAUGGUGGAGAGGGUCCGUUGAAUGAACUGUUUAAUGCACCGAAGUCCCCUGGGCCGCAACGAUUGCGUCUUCUCUCGCUUGAGAAAGAGCAGCGGCAAAAGCAAAAUAACAAAAAGGGUCCCCGAACCUGGGGACCUAGUUCUAACUACCAAAAAGAAAAAGAAAAACGUCGAAAAGAUAAGGCACGUUCUCGCUUAUACACCAGUGGUGGAAAUACAGUGCAGGGGCAUGGUCGUUCAUCGUCCUUUCCGAAUUUAGGCAUGGAAUUAAACCGUUCGGACACGGAAUCACAAACUCUUAGAGAGCUAAGUGAUAGUUUACCGGCUGAACAUUUUCCAGCGGAGAGUGCAUUUUCUCCUGCACGCUCACCAAGAAUACGGUAUUUAGCUAUAUGUCAAGCAGGAAUAUUAGCAGCCGCAGUUUGCGGAAUAGAUAUUUUAGAAGCGUUUGAUAACGACGCUGAGUUCACUUUAACAAAAGAAACUAAGGAGAAAAAAGACAGCAUAACUGGUCGCGAAGGAACCUCACUUACGCCGGCUACUUACCACAGAAAGAUGCAUGCCAACGGCAAUCUUCGUUCGUCGUCACAACAAUCGGUCGAUAUUUACGGCACAUAUCGUCGGAAGCCCAACGACAGCGAUAGUUACAGUAGCAGCAGACAAGUGCUGUAUAAUUUAUCGACAGUAGAUUUGUUGCAAACUUCUCCAGAUCAAAUACAAUCUUUUACUGAGUAUUCAGAGCAGGAUACAGUACACCUUCGCGACAAUCAGCACGACUUCACACAGGCGGCAAACCGCUAUCGACGAAACUCAAUGGAUAACCACUUAGAUUACGACUCGCGACAACAAUCAAAAUCGGCGUUUCCUAUCCGGCACGUUUCACCGGUUGACAGCGAAUUGGCGAGAUACGAAGGGAAACCACAGAGACCGAAAACUCUAAAUGUCACGCCUGAGCAUAGCGUUCAAGAACAGCAACAAAACAACACGCGUUAUAUUAUCUCUAAAAGCACGUCUGCCCUAUCUAACCAAGCAUUUACUAAUUCCAACACUUCAUCAUCGUCCCAAAGUCCCGCUUCGACGCCCUCGCCAAAACUUCUAAGUAAAUCUAAUUUAAUCGACUUAAAUAACGUGGAUAAGGUAAGGGUGAUGCCCUCGCGAAACCACGUGAAUCACACGUCAACGUCCUCGCAACAGUUGAACAGUAGCACGAGACCACGUGCUCAAACUGCUUAUAAUCAACACAUGAUCAAAACAAAACCGAAUUCGACCACACUGACGGCGAAGCAGACCGAUUUUAUUGCUUAUAUAUAGCUUACGUUUAAAUCACUUGCGUCUGUUUUUCCGAUCGCGUGUACUGACAAGUAAUUUGUGGGAUUCUUGCGCGAUUGUUUUUUUUUUCGGUUAUGUACGUUUAAGCUACACUCCUAAAAUUGAAUUUUGUUUUUGUCUUGUCCUUUUUUUCGUCUACAGAAGAAUUUGUAUAAAGAUAUGCUGCAUAGGAAUCUAUAAUUAUUUGUCUGUUUUUUGUAUAUAUUCUCGACAUGAUUUUUAUUUUUUAUAUUUUUUCCUUGUGCGCAAUUUUUGUGUAAAUUCUGACUUUUAUCUUUUCCCUAAUUAAUUAAUACGAGAAUGAUAUCACAUAAGGAUUUCUAUGUUAAUUCUGACAGUUAAAACAUUUACAAUGAGAAAAUAAAUCUACCUGCUAUAUUUAGAUCUUCUUCCAUCGAAUAUAAAAUUAUCAAGCAUCCAGGCUUUAAAUUUUGCCACAAACUUAAUGUGUUUUACGUAUGCACUCUGUUACUUUAGCUGUGGAGUAUGGUUUUUCACUAUAGCUUUAUACUGCCA